Molecule: messenger RNA, 5642 nt
Organism: Xyrauchen texanus (razorback sucker)
Lineage: Eukaryota; Metazoa; Chordata; Actinopteri; Cypriniformes; Catostomidae
Product: SRC kinase signaling inhibitor 1-like
Exons: 20
Coding region: 153-4691 (1512 amino acids)
Biological process (GO): regulation of dendritic spine morphogenesis
Cellular component (GO): actin cytoskeleton; cytoplasm; postsynaptic density
Source: RefSeq, a predicted model, not a curated record
CGCAAGGAGACGAGGAGCGAAUAGAAGCGCGGCGGCUCUGGGAGAGGCUAACAGAACGGAGUGAAGAGGAGAGAGUAGGAGGACAGGAGGGUGGAUCAGGAAGCAGACUGGUGGCUUUCUCUUGUAGGCAGCGGAACACGGUGAAGGCAAUUAUGGGAAAUGCACCAUCUCAAGCUAAUGUUGGGGCCUGCUUUCCAAAGCAAGAUCAGGAGCGUGGCGGAGGUCACAUGAUCUCCACCGAUGAUUUGGAGUACCCGCGCGAGUAUCGGACGCUAGGAAACAACACACGCCGCUUCUCCAAUGUGGGACUGGUCCACACCUCUGAGCACCGGCACACGGUUAUUGCCGCCCAGAGCUUGGAGGCGCUCACCAACCUGCACAAGGCUGACAUGGAACGCAAGCGGGAUGCCUUCAUGGACCAUCUGAAAAACAAGUACCCACCCCAGCACUCCCUGCCACCUUCUCCAUCCCCCUCACACAGCAGCAUGAGGGGCAGCUCCGAGAGAAGUGCUCGAGAACAGCAACAGCCAAACUACUGGAGCUUUAAGAGCCGUAGCCCACGUCACUCCCAGUCAACUCAGUCAGGUUUGGCAGACCAGGCAUCUAAGCUGUCCUUUGCCUCUGCUGAGUCUCUGGAGACCAUGUCCGAGGCCGACAUGCCACUGGGCUUCAACCGCAUGAACCGUUUCCGUCAGAGCCUCCCCCUCUCCCGCUCGGCAAGCCAGAACAAACUACGCUCUCCAGGUGUCCUCUUUCUGCAGUUUGGAGAUGAGACCAGGCGUGUUCACAUUACUCAUGAGCUCAACAGUUUGGAGACCUUGCACGCGCUCAUUGUACACAUGUUCCCUCAGAAGCUGACAGCGGGAAUGUUGAAGUCUCCCAACACAGCAAUCUUGAUCAAAGACGAAGCAAGAAAUGUCUUCUACGAGCUGGACGAUGUGAGAGACAUACAGGACCGCAGCAUCAUCAAAAUCUACCGUAAAGAGCCCAUCUAUGCCUCCUACCCUGCAGCACAUCUGGCCAAUGGAGACCUCAGGAGAGAGAUGGUUUACUCAUCGCGGGACUCAUCACCUACCCGCCGUCUCAACACCCUCCCUUCAUCCACUACCUCACCCUCCUCCGGUUCCCCAUCACGAUCCCGUCUAUCCUAUAGUGGGGGUCGCCCCCCAUCUUUCGCUGGUCAGGGUCACCCCCACCCCCAGGGCCCUCAGCAUCAGUCCCACCACCUGUCUCCCUCUCAUGGACAAGCUCAAGGCCUAACGCCUUCUUCCUCCGCCAUCCUGGAGCGUCGUGAUGUCAAACCCGAUGAGGAGAUGUCUGGUAAGAAUAUGGUUCUUAUGAAGAAUGAGGGCCUGUAUGCUGACCCCUACAGCCUAAUGCAUGAGGGACGGCUUAGCAUUGCCUCUACUCAAUCACUGGCCACCAUUGCCGACCCCUUUGGUUUCCCGGUGUCAGGAGGGCUGUACCGCAGGGGUUCAAUGCGGUCUCUUAGUACUUACUCAGCUGCAGCGCUACAAGGAGACCUGGAGGACUCCCUGUAUAAACCUGGGGGUUCUCUGUACUCUGAUACCUACGGCCCCAGCUCCACUCUUGGCAUGGGCUUUCGACUGCCACCCUCCUCCCCACAGAAAAUUUCAGACGUGCAGUUACGUGACAGAGAUUCGUUCACCAGUUCGCCAAGCCGAGGGUCGCCCGUGAGACAGACCUUCCGCAAGGACUCCACCUCCUCAUCUGUGUUUAUGGACAGUCCAAAGUCCAGACCCAGCUCUAGUUCAGAACCAAUAGGAGAUGGGAUUAAGGGACCCGGGUUUGUGUCGCCAUUGUCUGGAAAUGAGACAGACACACGCAGGGAUCGUAUGGAGGCAAUGGAGAAGCAGAUAGCCAGUCUGACUGGACUGGUUCAGAGCGUCCUAACUCGAGCACCAGACAGCGAUAGCACAUGCGGCCUGCUGCGUCUCUGCAUGAUGGCGGGCUGCCCUCCGGACCAGGGGGUGGAGUUUUCACGGCCCUUCCCUUUCUCUUCCAGUGAGAAGACCGAAUCCACCAGCGACGGCUCCGCAACAGGAACAGGCCGGCUGAAGAAGAAAGCACUGACUCCAUCUGCUCCUCUGGCUCUGAUGCCUCCGCCUUCAUCUAGCACCUCUCAGGGCUCAACUGUCUCCAGGCUACAGAUGCAGCUCCACCUCCACGACUUACAACAUAAUGCCACUGAUCUGCGCAAGCAGCUUGUACAGCUUCGGAAAAUGCAGCUGCAGAACCAGGACUCCAUACGCAGUCUGCUGAAGAGAACCGAGACAGAGCUGAGUCUUCGUCUAUCAGACGCCCUGAGAAAACAGGAAGACCCUCUUCAGAGACAGCGCCUCCUAGUAGAAGAGGAGAGACUCAAAUACCUCAACGAGGAGGAACUCAUAAUACAGCAAUUACAUGAUCUAGAGAAGUCAGUGGAGGAGAUCCAGAAGAUGUCUGUCAAUCACCGGCAUGUGACAGUACAGGAAUUGGAAGAGAAAACCUCCCUGCUGAGGAAACUGGGAGAGACGCUCACAGAGCUGAAGAAUCAAUUCCCAGGGCUGCAGAGUAAAAUGCGGGUUGUUUUAAGAGUAGAAGUGGAAGCCGUGAAGUUCCUGAAAGAGGAGCCACACAGACUGGAUGCGCUGCUUAAACGCUGCAAAUCAAUCACAGACACUCUCACCACGCUGAGGAGGCAGGUGAAUGAGGGAGUGUGGAAAAACCAGGAUGAGUAUUCAAGUCCCUCUGCUAAACACGGAGGAGGGGAUGACUACAGGAAGAACACAGACUUUGACAUUCCAACCAGCCCACCGCUCAGCCUCAAUGAGACCAGCCUGGCAAAUUGGAGCCCUCACUCCAGUCAAAGUCACACUCACAGCCUAUCCCACUCCAACCCUUCUCAUGCACAGCGCGAGAAAGACUCUCACGGAGUGGGGUCAUUAAAGGGGCGGGGCCUGGAGGAGCUGGGAGGGCGAAGCGGGUCUGAAAAGGCUUCGUCAGUGGAAGUGAGACUGGCAGCAGAGAGAGACUGGGAGGAAAAGAGAGCCAGUCUAACUCAGUACAGUGCUCAGGACAUUAAUCGACUGCUGGAAGAGACUCAAGCUGAGCUCAUGAAGGCCAUUCCAGACCUGGACUUUGCUGCCAAGCAGAUCAAACCUGCGCAAAACCAGAAUCAGAACCAAAUCCAGAACCAGACCCCAACUAGCACCAAUACCACACCAGAGCACAGGCCUAAUAAACCUCAGCAUAAACUCUCCAGUAAAGAGGGCGGAUCCAGAUGGGGCUCCGAUGAGCUGACAGUGGCAAGGUAUCGAACUGAGAAGCCCUCAAAAUCCCCCCCUCCUCCACCUCCCCGUAGGAGUUUCCCAUCCUCCCCUGGGCUUAUUACACGCAGCGGAGAGAUGAUCAUUCCUGGAAAGAGUAUAAAGAAAUCUGAAUCAGAGGAGACCGAGCCUCAGAAGCCACACGUGAAGCUGAGGAGGAGUGUAUCUGAAGCCCCCCGGCCGGCCUCCACCCCUCCAACCAUCGCUGGUGAAAGAGAGAAUGGGGACGAGGAGAAGUUAGCUGCUGAGCUGGAGACGCAGCAUGGAAUGUCCCCCACUUUGGUCCCCCAGAUAGUCUUGACUGAAUGUAACUCACUCCCCACAUCCCCUUCAGAGGACUCGGUUAGGGCCAGUCCAUCUGCAGCACCACAUAUUACUGACUGUGCACCGACAAUGCAAGACAAUGAAACUGGAAAUGACAUCAGAGUAAGUUACUUUAGCCACAUUGUCAGGACUCCCAGUCUGUCACUAUGGAAACAAGACUUGACAACCAGCCAAAAAGUCUCUUGGAUACAAGACUUCGAUGUGGCCCAGAGGGAGCCACAGACAAGGCAGACUCCUGUUCAGGAUGUGGCCCAGUCCAGGCCACACUUAACAAGGGAGAGAGCAAUUAAACAGCCUCUGAGGAGGGAGCCAAGGCUACAGGAUUCUCUUGAGGCAGAGAGAGAGUUGAAAGACGAGACAUCGAGAGAUCAGAGGCCAGGGACACUCCGCCAAAAGGUGGAAACUACAUCGUCUGUCUUGAAGGAAAAUGGCCCCUCAGAGACAUCUCACAUGGGUUUGAUCCGAACUCAGGGUGUUGGAGGGGAAAAGGAAGAUAUCUGCCACAGCACAUACCUUCGGCUGGACAGUCUGGAGGAAACCAUUCGUGAGCUGGAGCUUAGCUUGAUGGAGUUCAGCACAGACCCUCACACAGGGAACAUCUGCCCCAUUGCUGCCCAGCCACAGAGCUCCUCCACCAUCAGCAGCUCCCUCAAGAUAUCCAGCAGCACUCGGCAUACAGCACAGAGCCCUGAAGAUGGAGGCGAAGUAAACAAACCCCCUGUCCCACCUAAACCUACUUACAUCAGUACAUCAACAGCUAAGACUGGUGGUGGUAAGGCACUUACUCGUCUAAAGCACCUGCAGCAAAGUGGAUCAGAAAAGAGCAAAACAAGCAAACAGAGAGAUGACUUCCUUAAGAACCAGGGUCAACAGCAGUUAUGCCAGUUCCAGAAAGCCAACAGAUGGGCUUGGACACUCACCACCAGCCUGUUCCAGCUCCACCGCACAGCCAGCAUCACACCACCCACGGGAGGCCUGGGGAAGGACUGUUUUCCCAAACCCUCAUUUGUUUGCCAAAUCUCACAUGUUGGAACCUAGCUGAGUCCAGUAGAUGUCCAUCAAGUGUAAAAUCAAGACUGUAAGACUUUGUAAAACCAAGUAGAGUUGCAAUAAUUGAGUGAGUACUGUAGUAGUCUGUGUUUGUUCAGAGUUUUUAUUGCUCAUAUCUAUAUCAACAAAUAGAAUGUUUAGAAAAAUACAGCAAAACCUUAACAUGAAAAGCUGCAUCACUUGUUCUGAUGUAGGUUUUCUGGCUAACAGUUGUACUGUUUAGGAACAUAACUUAAAUUGGUGCUAUGAUUAUAGUAAAAAUUAUUAACAGCAAAAUCGCAUGUGGUUACAGGUUAUACCAGGGGUCGACAACCUAUGGCAUGCAUGCCAGCAUUGGCACGUGAAGGGGUAAUCAAUGGCACGCCAGCAACGGUUGAAAGAGAGUAGAUUAUUUUAUUUAUAUAAAUUCCGCUCCUGCAUUCCAAUCUACAUCUUGAUGUAAUCCUUCCUCGUGAUCACGCAGCAUCUUUUCGUGAGCCGAAUGGGAGACUAAACAAAAAGUUAAAUGUGACGAGACUGUAGUUUACGAAAAAAGACUCUUUCGCCAUUCUCACAUCACAAGCCUGCAGUAGCCUACCUUCCGUGUGUCAUUUGUUUCUUUUUUGCUUUCAGAACAACACAUGAUGUAAUAAGGAAAACACCACUAUUAAUCCUUGAGAUUUCCAACCCAGCAUACAAGUACACCCUCCUUAAACCGUGAUCACACUCAAAAUUACAUUAAACGAUUAAAAGAGAAAACAUAAACCCACAUCAUGGGGUUAAAAUAUCUGAGUCUAUUCAAAAUAUAAAUUAAACCUGGAAAUACAUUUUUGGAUUUUGGAGGUGUGAUUCAUCAAAAAGGGCUAAGUAGUUGAUCGGCAUGCAUGUGCAGCAUGUGUCUCGUCACACUUUAAUAAUGUUUAGCCUCCCUUUCAGCUGAUGAAAACAGGCUGUGCGAUC